AUGUCUGAUGAAGGAUACGAUCCUCGUAAAUCCAAAGUGUCCGAUGACACAAUGGACGUGUGGAGACAAGAGGCCGUUACGGGAGAUUUAAGUGAAGUGCCGGGCAUUGGACCGGCCGCGAUUAAAAAGCUGGCAGCCAGCACCGACGAGAUUACCAACACUUACCAAUUAUUUGGAAAAUACUUGAUGCUCAAAGGUCCUGACAAGAACGGGAACAAAGUCGAGCCACUGGAACACAACGAAAAGUUUUGGUGGUUCCUCAAAAAUAUAGGAAUCACCGCGCAUCGAUCCGCCAUUGUGAAAGCCAUUGCUGAGAAAUCCGCGACGUAUUUCCGCGAUAUUUACGACGCUAAUCUCUAUGAGUCCGAGGAGGAAGAGGAAGAAGAAAAAGAGUAA
Messenger RNA from Seminavis robusta, 396 nucleotides. The record is from the annotation of a GenBank genome assembly. Lineage: Eukaryota; Bacillariophyta; Bacillariophyceae; Naviculales; Naviculaceae.